CUUUCUUUCUCACCACCACGUUCUCGAAUAUUGAAUAUAUCCGUACCAAUGAAUGGCUAGUUUCCAGCUCCCUGACAUACUCAGCUACAGUCGAUCUUUUGAUCUUCGAGCCAACAAGCACUGUCGAAGGAUAACCGAUGCGUCAGAGGCGUGGAUCCGCAGCCAGGAGCCUCCGAUACUCAAUGAGGAAGAGCGGGAAACGUUGGUUGGCGUGAAAGCAGGUCUUCUCACGUCGCUGUGCUUCCCGACGUGCGAUGGACCUCAACUCCGUCUCUUUACAGACCUCUGUACUCUGAUGGUCUAUUCCAACGCACGGCUCUGGCGCCAACCUUUACGGUCUUGUUGGUCUGGUGAUGGCACGGGGAAUGGAGUCGACCUUUUUGCUGGUCACACGAUAUUGAUGCAUCUUGUCCCUCGCAUCCAGAAGAUAUACGACAAAGAAUCUCAGAUGUGGCAGAACAGAUUCACGGACUCCGUUAGGACCUACCGCUCUGCACAACUCCAGGUCAUGGAGAACCCGAAUUAUAUCCCUCCGAUUGCAGAAUAUCUCGAACUUUUGCCAGACUUGAGCGGUAUCAAGAUCGUCCUCGACUUCAUAGAGCCUGCCGAAGGGCUGGAUAUUGAGGGAAAGACAUCUGAGGAUGUUGUUCGUCUUCGGCAGCAUGCGGUCAACAUUGUCGCUUGGACCGUAGACAUCGUCGGGUACAACGUAGACCAGUCCAUCAACAAACGGUACAACCUCGUUUCUCUUCUCAUGACCCAUAAGCGCUUGCCGGUGCAGGUUGCCGCCCAGCAAGCAGGAACGAUGGUGAAAAAUGCCGUCGACAGUUUUCUGGAGACAGAGGCUCGAAUUGUGACAGCUUUAAAGCAGCCUCCGACUUCUUCGGGCCGCUUUUCAUGGAUAUGGAAUACAUUGACGCCUGCUGAGAGCACCGCAGAGGACAAAAGCAGCGAAAAACGGGAAAUUGAUGACCUCAUGCUGUGGAUGCAGGGACUUCGCGACUGCAUCGUAGGUCAUACGAACUGGGUCUACGAGACGGAUGUGUUUUUUGGGACGAAAGGAGAGGAAGUACGAGGAUUUGGAUGGGUUUUUUUGCUCCCCAAGGCAAACACAGCUGGUGCUUAGAGGUAGCGCCAUUCGUCACCCCGUCCGGCACGGCAGGAAUCAUUUCUUCGGACCUGAACCGGUAUUUAAUGUUCCCGGUCGUAACUGACUUGAACAAGAGCAACCAAGAUAUCAGUCUCAAAGGUAGUCCCAAGCCUGGAGAGGCACAUACCUCGCUGGGGUUUCCCUGCAGCUGCAUCCUCAUCCGCCACCAAAUUGUCCUGAAAAUGUGAC
Molecule: messenger RNA, 1339 nt
Organism: Desarmillaria tabescens
Lineage: Eukaryota; Fungi; Basidiomycota; Agaricomycetes; Agaricales; Physalacriaceae
Product: isoprenoid synthase domain-containing protein
Exons: 3
Coding region: 53-1126 (357 amino acids)
Source: RefSeq, a predicted model, not a curated record